UGUCUAAUAGAAACAUGCUAUGUACUACGUGAAAAAUGGAUUACCAAAAGGACGCUUCCGUUUUUAUUUCUAAAUGCCUGGAUAGUUUAGGGUAUAGCUAUAAAAUGGUUAAAUUUAGACAAAGAAUAGAAGAAGACUGUGGCAGGCUAAUGAAUCAAAAUGAUACAUUUCCUCACGUACGGUACACAACUGGUGGAAAAAUAGAAGGAACAAAAACUUUCUAUCAGUUUGAUUUUGAUUUCCUGUAUGAACUGAAACAAAUCGUUUGUGCCGAAAAUCUUGAACAGUUUAAACAGUCAGGACCGUUAACAUUGUUCCAGUUAGAAAGAGGAGAUACAUCACCAGGAUAUGCCCUUGUAAAGCUCCUUUCAUUUUCUGACAACAAACAUUCUGAUCUAAUUAGAAAGUCUUUAUUUCGUUCUGAAAAUGGAUCGAUGUACCUUUCAAGUGAACUUUUUAUCAACGCAUUGGAACAUUCUCAAAAACGCCGACAACAAAGAGAUAGAUAUAAAACCUACGAGAGAGAUGGUCCGUCAUUACCCGAGUCUGAUGACUAUAUUAAGUGUGACAAAGUAACAUGUAUAAGAUGUUUCAACCCAGAUAUCCAGCGAUUUAUAUCGCGACACAGACGACAUGGGUUCGCUUCGAGAGAAACACUGCAACAGCUGGCUCAUGUAGCGUGCCACAUAGUUCCGGUAGGAUUCAGGGGAUCUAUUCACAGAUACAAAGAAUGGCGGAUGUCGUUUUCAAUUGCUGAACAGCUGCUAAUGCGAAACCUGAAUGAAACGCAGCUCAAAGUGUAUAUAUUACUAAAGGUAACAGCAAAAUCAAUUCUGAAACCCCUCUGUGAAGAAAUCACAUCUUAUAUCAUGAAGAAUGUUUUAUUGUGGAACUGCGAAAUGAACGGAUAUGAAAAGUAUACACAAAAUACUCUUUUGUAUAGACUUCUAGGCUGUAUAAGAUUUCUGAAGGAAUGUGUAUCAAGCAACUAUUUACCAAGUUACAUACACCCAGGAAAGAAUUUGUUUGCUGACAGAUUACAGCUCCAUGAACGUCAAAGAGUUGUAGACAUCCUAAGCGAAUGUUUGAAAGAAGGUGGAUGUUUUAUCCUUCGAUGCUACGACCUGAAGGUUCGUAUGGCAUCACUUCUCAGUUGCCCGGAAAGAGUGCAGUGGAUAACCGUAAGAAGAGAUGAGUUGGAGAAACUGGUGUUACUAGGUCAAUGGAUUAGACAAGCAGUUCUGGUACAUGGAAUGUCGAGGGAAGAAAAAUAUGCUUUCGCAAGACAGUUUGGUGCAUACAGGGCUAUUGAAAGUCGAAUUGAUACUUUAAUAUCCGUAGAUGAAAGAGAGCUUAUACAAAUGGGAAAAACAGUUGAAGAAAUUGACGAAAUUCGGAACAGGAGACUACAGGAACUUCUGUCCUGAGAUGGGAAGACAAAUGCGUGAUCAGCUGAUCAGAUUUAGGUUCACAUCUGUUUAACUAAGAAGAAAAAAUACAAAAGUGGAUUUGAAAAACACAGGGUCCAGCUACUGAAGUACAGAGAAAUAAAUUGGAAAUGACAGGCAUUUACAUUUAGUAAAUUUGGUGGUAUAAAUGUUUGUGAAGAAACGGCAAAUUACUAAGGUAAAUAGUAAGAAAUUAAAUCAAAAUGCUUGAAACAAAAUUUAACUGGUACUUUGUGAAGAUCAGUGGUAUUCAAAUUGCAGUUUGAUAUAAGAUCUGUUGGUAAGUGUUCGAUGCACCGUUCCAGAAUAUCGGAUGGCUAAACCUGGUUAUUUUUCUUUUGUAAAAUAAGAAAAUGGAAACUCCACAAGUCGCUCAACACGACAAAAUGAAACUGUUGCAGGCUCGGUUUCAAUGAGCUUGUUCAUGGACGGUAGUGGAAUAGCAUGCUACCCGUCCGCGCCCUGUAGUCACGGAUUGAGUAGAACACAUGUUACAAGAGGAGACAUCCGCAGCUUUGUUCCUACGGCGGUGCACAUGGAACCGUCAAUGAUAGAUAAAGUGUAAUUCCAUGAAAAGCUGUGUAUGGUCCCGAGUUAGAAUAAUUGUAUUGCCCUAAACGAGAAAACAGAGGGCAGAACAUAGCAAUCUGGAAUCUAGAAAAGGAAUGUGGUUUUCCACUGUUUCUAUUUUAUCUUCUCAACCCUAGGGAUGGAAACUUGUGCACUUUCAUUUUGAAAUAGGAAUUAUGUUGAAUGUACUAAACACAUUUUAGAUUUAUAGUAUGAUUUAAAAUAAACAGCUCAAAUAAAAAAAGAUAAUGAUGAUGAUGAAUAACGGUGAUAAAUGCUAAUGAGACUGAAGAUGAUGAUGAAUAAUGGUAAUGAAUGAUAAUAAUGUUGCUGCUGCUGAUGAUGAUGAUGACUGUUAAGCAUGAGUGCAUGAUGUAAUGAAAAAUGUUGAUGGAUGAUGAUGAACAGCGAUGAAUGAUAUUAAUGGUGUUUUGUCGCUGAUGAUCUAUUGAUCACCGUACUAAUACAGUUGUUUCGGAAAAGCGUUAGACCAUUAAAUAUAUUAAUUUGUUUUUGUUGGAUUUAACGUCGCACCGACACAAUUAUAGGUCAUAUGGUGACUAUUCAGCUUUGAUGGUGGAUGAAGACCCCAGGUGCCCCUCCGUGCAUUAUUUCAACACGAGCGGGCACCUGGGUAGAACCACCGACCUUCGUAAGCCAGCUGGAUGGCUUCCUCACAAGAAGAAUUCAGUGCCCCGAGUGAGGAUCGAACCCACAUCUGUGAGGGGCAAGUGAUUCGAAGUCAGCGACCUUAACUACUUGGCUAUGGAGGCCCCGAUUAAAUAUGUUAAAGAAAUAUAAACAUAAUAUUUUGCUUCGUCGGCCAUGCUCAAUGAUAUACUGUUUAUUGAUAGGUCAUAUGUUAAAAAAUUUCAAUACACAUAAUUAAACUACGAAAUAAAUCUUUAGAGUCUAUUGAUAAAUCUCUGGUUUUUGUUUGUUUUUGGUUUAACGCCGUUUUUCAACAGUAUUUCAGUUAUAUAACGGCCGGAAGUUAACCCAACCAGUGUCCCUGGAUUCUGUGCCAGUACAAACCUGUUGCCCGCAAGUAACUGCCAACUUCCCCACAUGAAUCAGAGAUGGAGGACGAAUGAUUUCAGACACAAUGUCUUUUAUUAAAUCGUCACAGAGAACAUACGCCUCGCCCGAUGAUCGAACUCACGACCCCGCGAUUCGUAGAUCUGCGCUCUUCCUAUUGAACUAAGCGGGCGGGCUUAAAUCUCUGGUGUCAUCCUAAACAUAGAAUCCGAUAUGGCCGCCUCGCAAAUUGACACCCAGCAUUACAAAAGUGGGUCAGGAAAGUUAAAGCAGACAUUGUUCUUGCAAAAUCAAUAAACGAAGUGGAUUUAAAGAAAAUACAGCACGAUUAUUUUUGCAGCUUUUGGUAUUCCAGAGUCAAAAUUAUAAAAAGAAACACUAAAUAGCGGUAUGUUAUUAUACCCACAAUUAGGCCAAUAAAUUAAACUGCGCAUAUACAUGACUUAUUCAACAAUGAGAUAUACAAUGGAUUCCAGAAAGGAUGCUUCCGUUUUCAUUUCUAAAUGCCUGGAUAGUUUAGGGUAUAGUUAUAAAAUGGUUAGAUUUAGACAAAGAAUAGAAGAAGAUUGUGACAGGAUGAUGAAUCAAAAUAAUUCAUUUCGUCACGUACGAUGCACAACUGGUGGAAAAAUAGAAGGAAAAAAAACUUUCUAUCAGUUUGAUUUUGAUUUCUUGUAUGAACUGAAACAAAUCGUUUGUGCCGAAAAUCUUGAACAGUUUAAACAGUCAGGACCGUUAACAUUGUUCCAGUUAGAAAGAGGAGAUACAUCACCAGGAUAUGCCCUUGUAAAGCUCCUUUCAUUUUCUGAGAAUAAAAAUUCUGAUCUAAUUAGAAAGUCUUUAUUUCGUUCUGAAAAUGGAUCGAUGUACCUUUCAAGUGAACUUUUUAUCAACGCAUUGGAACAUUCUCAAAAACGCCGACAACAAAGAGAUAGAUAUAAAACCUACGAGAGAGAUGUCCCGUCAUUACCCGAAUCUGAUGACUAUUUUAAGAUCUUAACGAAACGCCGUUGAAAGUGUAUAUAUUACUGAAGGUAACAGCGAAAUCAAUUCUGAAACCCCUCUGUGAAGAAAUCGCAUCGUAUAUUAUGAAGAAUGUUUUAUUGUGGAACUGCGAAAUGAAUGGAUAUGGAAAGUAUACACAAAACACUCUUUUGUACAGACUUAUAGGCUGUAUAAGAUUUCUGAAGGAAUGUGUAUCAAACAAUUAUUUACCAAGUUACAUACACCCAGGAAAGAACUUGUUUGCUGACAGAUUACAGCUCCAUGAACGUCAAAGAGCUGUUGACAUCCUAAGAGAAUUUAUAAAAGAAGGUGGAUGCUUUCUCCUUCGAUGCUGCAACCUCAAGUGUCGUAUGACAUUACUGCUCAGUUGCCCGGAAAGAGUGCAGUGGAUAACUGAAAGAAGAGAUGAGUUGGAGAAACUGGUGUUACUGGGCCAAUGGCUUAGA
Messenger RNA from Mercenaria mercenaria, 4507 nucleotides. RefSeq lists its product as uncharacterized. NCBI's taxonomy places the organism in Eukaryota, Metazoa, Mollusca, Bivalvia, Venerida, Veneridae. The coding region runs from base 36 to 1427 and encodes 463 amino acids. The record is from RefSeq and is a predicted model, not a curated record. The transcript has 2 exons.